This is a messenger RNA of Closterium sp. Naga37s-1, 1878 nucleotides long. The record is from the annotation of a GenBank genome assembly. Lineage: Eukaryota; Viridiplantae; Streptophyta; Zygnematophyceae; Desmidiales; Closteriaceae.
AUGAGCCUCAACAUCGCCCUGCCUUCCCCUUCCGGGAUCGUAUUCGUUGCGAACAGCGCCUUCUCUCUCGAGCAUUUCCAGUGCAUUGAGGGCCGUUCCGCGCCUCGCGGAUUCUAUCCCGCCGCCGUUUCUUCCGCGAAUCGCGGGAUUCGCUGUACGUCAGCGCCGGCCCUUUCCAAGGGAACUCGGUCGCUUCGUCUUCCUCGCCGCGCUUCACGGCGGAGAGCUCUGAGCGGCGGCGGCGGCGGCGCCUUGCAUAUUGCGAACGCCGCUCUGCGGCGCGAGCCCGGAGCUACCAACAACAACGGGGAUGGGAACGAGCAUCCGGAUGGCCACGCAAAAGUCGCCUCGCCCCACAUGGGGCGGGCAGAGGAGCGUGAUAAGUCUUUCAGAGGGGCUGACGAGAACCGCACCGAGUAUAACCGCACGAUCAACGCUAGGACCGGAGGGCGAGUGCUCACCCCCCAGGAGCACUGGCAGCGGUACCGCCCACAGCUGGCGACGCGCUACGGGCACUGGCGAUUCUGGUUACCAGCGCAGGGGCGAGAGGCGAAGCUGUCGCUGGAGCUGCUGCGCGAAAUCACCCCCGUGGAGGUGGAGAGCGGUGCAGAUGAGUACGUGCUGCGGCAGGAGCAGUUCAACCGGCAGGGCGAUUUCCCAGCCAAGGUGGCAGAGGGCGCGUGGCCCUUCUCCUGUGAAGCAGCCGGGCGACUACUGUUGCUCUUCAUCCCUCUGCGCCACCUCACCACUGACCACCUCUCUUAUUUUGCUCUCCAUCCCCCCACACAGCACGAGCAGUUCAACCGGCGGGGGGACUUUCCAUCCAAGGUGGCGGAGGCGCAUGGCCCUUCUCCUGUGUUGCAACCUGGCGACUUCCCUUCCCCUCACCCCUCUCUCUCCAUCCCUCCGCACAGCACGAGCAGUUCAACCGACAAGGCGAUUUCCCAGCCAAGCAUGGGAGGGGGGACAGCAUGGGAGGGGGGACAGCAUGGGAGGGGGGACAGCAUGGGAGGGGGGACAGCAUGGGAGGGGGGACAGCAUGGGAGGGGGGACAGCAUGGGAGGGGGGACAGCAUGGGAGGGGGGACAGCAUGGGAGGGGGGACAGCAUGGGAGGGGGGACAGCGAGGCGUGCAGUGCUUCUCACGGCCAACGUGUGCUUCAUGGACGGCCCCGGAGCACAGCUCAACGUGGCCUUCUCGGAAGCUUCCUUGUCUCUGAGGCAAGAUGACACUGUGCUACCAACGGGCAGCCGCAACAACGAUCACACUGCUCGCAGAUACCAAGCUACGGACGGAAGCACAAACCCUUCCGGCCAAUCCCUGCAUGGCACGUGGGUCAGCCCUCACUGGAAGACCCCUCUUCCAACCCACCUGCCGGCCUCCCUCCCCCCUCUCCCUCCCAAGCCCCUCUAUGGAGUGCCUCACUACAUCUACACUGACCUCUAUGCUACACCUCUUCCUGAGCAUCCGAACAAGAGGCUGGAAACCCAGAACAUGGAGGUAUUUUCAGGGUACUUGGCAGGGAUACCCGAGGCCCAGCAAACCAAGUACGGUGUGUGGGCUCUGCCUAGGGGCGUGGUGGUAGCUAUGCCGUCCCCCUUAGAGCCAAUGCUCAGCCGCGAGGGCGGAGGAGAAGGGGAGGAGUUUUGGCUGGUUGUGACGUAUGUGAGGGGGGGAGGGGAAGGGGUGCAGGGUGGUAGUGAUGGGGUUAGUGAGGAUCGAGGAGGGGUGGAGUUGGGUGGAGGUGAAGGGGAGGAGGGAGGUGGGAUUGAGGAUACAGGGUACAUGGCGGAUGGAGAGUGGAAGGUGCAGCAGGUGAUGGUAGCAUAUGAUGCACUGGGCCGCUUUGAGUAUGUGAAGCACACUAGGUUUAUGUGA